This is a messenger RNA of Morus notabilis, 2578 nucleotides long. RefSeq names its product pentatricopeptide repeat-containing protein At2g03880, mitochondrial. The record is from RefSeq and is a predicted model, not a curated record. NCBI's taxonomy places the organism in Eukaryota, Viridiplantae, Streptophyta, Magnoliopsida, Rosales, Moraceae. Gene Ontology annotation, molecular function: protein binding; zinc ion binding; RNA binding. Gene Ontology annotation, biological process: RNA modification. The transcript has a single exon. Bases 146 to 2578 code for a protein of 810 amino acids.
GUAGAAAGUUUUUGGUUGUUUUCGUUGAGUUAGCGGUUGUUUUGUUUUUCGAUAUUCUUCGAUGUCUGAAAUAGUUUCAUUUCUUAACCCACGGCGACAAAUCAGGUUUUUCAUUUUUCUUCGUUCAAGAAUUUAAAAGGUGGUCAUGCACAAACUCAAUUCAAGAAUUCUAAAUUUUGCUUAUACUGCAAGUCGCGAACUCAAGAACAUAGCAUUCAGUUGUUUCAGUUACAGAACUGUUGGAACUAAAACUCUGAUUAAUUCGAAUAGACUGCUAAACGAGUUGUCGAAAUCCGGUCGUAUCGAUAAAGCCCGCCAAGUGUUCGACAAAAUGCUCAGUCGAGACGAGUUUACUUGGAAUACAAUGAUAGCCGCCUACUCCAUUUCAGGAAGAUUGUCCGAAGCUAGAGAGCUUUUUUAUGAGGCCCCAACAAAAAGUCCUAUCACUUGGUCGACUCUGAUAUCUGGGUAUUGUCGCCAUGAACGUGAAACUGAAGCUUUUGAACUGUUUUGGCAAAUGCAGAUGGAAGGACAGAAGCCCAGCCAGUUCACGUUGGGCAGUGCCCUAAGGUUGUGUUCGACAUUGGGUUUAUUUAAAAGAGGUGAACAGAUACAUGGAUACACCAUUAAGACCAGUUUUGACUCUUGUGAUUUUGUUCUCGCGGGUCUUGUUGACAUGUAUGCGAAGUGCAAACGCAUUUUGGAUGCUGAAUAUCUAUUUGGGAUGUCGUCCAACAGCAGAAAUCAUGUGAUGUGGGCAGCCAUGGUUACUGGCUACUCUCAAAAUGGUGAAGGCUUGAAAGCAAUCAGGUGCUUUCAAGCAAUGCGAGCGGAGGGCGUAGACUGUAAUCAGUUUACGUUUCCUGGCAUUUUGACAGCCUGCGCGGCGGUUUCAGCUCUUAUCUUUGGGGCUCAGGUGCAUGCAUGCAUAGUUAGGAGUGGAUUUGGGGCAAAUGUGUUUGUUCAAAGUGCGCUGGUUGAUAUGUAUUCAAAAUGUGGAGAUUUCAGUAGUGCUCAGAGGAUGUUGGAAGAUAUGGAGGUUGAUGAUGUAGUUUCUUGGAAUUCCUUGAUUGUUGGGUGCGUGAGAUGUGAACUUUUCAGAGAAGCUUUGGGCUUAUUUGAAAAAAUGCGUGUAAAAGACAUGAAGACCGAUCAUUUUACAUACCCAUCUGUUCUGAACUGCCUUGCUGUCAUGAAGGAAAUUGAAAAUUCAAAAUCUGUCCACUGUCUAAUUAUCAAGACUGGCUUUGAGGCCUAUGUACUCGUUGGUAAUGCCCUUGUUGACAUGUAUGCUAAACAGGGAAACUUAAAUUGGGCGUAUCAGAUGUUUACUCUUAUUUUGGACAAGGAUGUGGUAUCAUGGACGUCUCUGGUUACAGGCUAUGCACACAAUGGCUUCCCUGAAAAAGCAAUCGGCUUGUUUCGUGACAUGAGAGUAGCAGGGGUUUAUCCUGAUCAAUUCGUAAUUGCUAGCAUUUUAAGUGCCUGUGCAGCAUUGGCAGUUUUAGAAUUUGGGCAACAAAUUCAUGCAAACUGUACUAAAUCUGGCCUUCGGUCAUCCUUGUCAGUCGAUAACGCAUUAGUGACAAUGUAUGCAAAAUGUGGGUGCAUAGAAGAGGCUAAUAGGAUUUUUGACUCAAUGCAUGCUCGGAACGUGAUUACGUGGACGGCUCUUAUAGUUGGUUAUGCACAGAAUGGUAGAGGCAGGGAGUCUUUGAAAUUUUACAAUCAAAUGAUUGCAACUGGCAUAGACCCAGACUUCAUUACUUUUAUUGGUUUAUUGUUUGCUUGCAGCCAUGCUGGUCUUGAGGAAAAUGGUCGAUCCUACUUUGAAUCAAUGGAUAAGGUUUAUGGCAUAAAACCAGGUCCUGAACACUAUGCCUGCAUGAUUGACCUCUUGGGACGGGCGGCAAAACUUGAUGAAGCUGAGGAAUUAUUGAAUCGAAUGACAGUGGAACCCGAUGCAACUGUUUGGAAGACUCUACUUGCAGCCUGUAGAGUACAUGGGAAUGUGGAACUUGGAGAGAGGGCGGCAAAGAACCUCCUUGAAUUGGAACCCUCUAAUGCUGUGCCUUAUGUUCUGUUGUCUAAUAUGUAUUCUGCAGCUGGUAGAUGGGAAGAUGCUGCAAGAAUACGAAGAUUGAUGAAAUCAGUGGGGAUCAGCAAGGAGCCUGGAUGCAGUUGGAUUGAGAUGAACAGCCAAGUGCAUAGAUUUAUGUCUGAAGAUAGAGGCCAUCCAAGAACAGAUGAGAUAUAUUCAAAGGUUGAUGAAGUUAUGAUAUUGAUCAAGGAGGCUGGCUAUGUGCCAGACAUGAAUUUUGCGCUUCACGACGUGGACGAUGAGGGAAAGUUGCUUGGUUUAGCUUAUCACAGUGAGAAGUUGGCAAUUGCUUUUGCGCUUUUAGCUGUGCCCACAGGGGCACCAAUUCGGAUUUUUAAGAAUCUCCGCGUUUGUGGAGAUUGCCAUACGGCUAUGAAAUAUAUAUCUAGGGUGUUUCAUCGGCAUAUAAUUUUGAGGGAUCCGAAUUGUUUUCAUCAUUUCAAGAAAGGAAACUGUUCUUGUGGAGACUAUUGGUAG